Molecule: messenger RNA, 3606 nt
Organism: Linum tenue
Lineage: Eukaryota; Viridiplantae; Streptophyta; Magnoliopsida; Malpighiales; Linaceae
Source: the annotation of a GenBank genome assembly
AAAAAUUCCCAACGCAUCACCUUCCGAUUCGCUCAGAGCCACAAAAAACCACCAAGCAAAGGCUCCUCCGCCGCGGAAAAAUGGCUCCACCCUUUCCGCACUGUUGUUCGCUCCAGAGCAACACCUGUCUUCCAGGAGGAACAAGAGGGGAAAUAAGGAAAGAAAAAGAAAAUAGCUGCUGGGGAGGAGCAAAAAUGGCGAAAUUUACUCUCAAAGCUGAGAACUUUUGCUCUUUUCUUCCUCAAACUACUACCACGGUCAGGAAAGCCUCCAACUUUCGGGAGAAUUCGGCCAGCGGUCGUCACCUUCAGCUGUCUCUGGCGAGACCCAGGUUUCGAGUCUCGUGUAGUAUCAGAGAGAAAGAGGGUGUGAAAAAGGAUGGGGACAAGGUUCCUGCUGUUGGUCCUUCUCAUCAGGGUGUUAAUGGAGUCCGAAUCAGUGAGUCUGAACAGGGUGGAGGAGAAGUGGGGUUUGAUUGGAAUUGGCCGCCGUGGAAGAAUCUUCCUGCGAGAUAUAAGCUUAUUGGGACUACUUCACUUGCCUUUGUUAUCUGCAACAUGGAUAAGGUUAAUUUGAGCGUGGCUAUAAUUCCAAUGUCAAACCAGUUCGGUUGGAAUUCAUCCACGGCUGGGUUAGUGCAAUCCUCCUUCUUUUGGGGAUAUGCUUUGAGUCAGUUGCCUGGAGGUUGGCUUGCCAAGAGAUUUGGUGGCAGAAAAGUUCUUGAGAUCGGAGUGUUGACUUGGUCAUUUGCUACAGCAUUGGUCCCUUUGCUUGCCGGAUUCAUGCCUGGACUUGUUUUCACUAGGAUUUUGGUUGGUAUAGGAGAAGGUGUUUCCCCAUCAGCUGCAACCGACCUGAUCGCCAGGCAUGUCGAUACCUCUACAAGAACGAUCACGGGCAGUAGCAUUCGUUUUCGGUGGACUGAGUGUGGGAAGCGUAGCAGGGUAAAACCUCUUUGACAUGGAUUUAGUUAAACUAGAAGUAUUACUAGAUCAAGUACAACUCUUACUAAAGUUUAAGUUCUCUUGUGAUUAAAGGUGUGAAUUAUGUGUUGGAAAUGUUUUGCUACCAGUCUGUAGUUCGCUAUACUGAAGUAAUUUAGUGGUCAAUUGAAUUUACCCUGCUAGUCGUGGCUAACUAUGGAAGUUGAAUACUUAAUUAUGUCUGACAAUCUUUCAGGCUAAUUUUGGCACCUGCACUCAUUCAGCAUUAUGGAUGGGAAUCUGUAUUUUACUUAUUUGGCCUAUUUGGAAUAGCCUGGUUUGUAGGAUUUCAGACUAUGGUCGAACAAGAAGCUUCAUAUGCUGAACCUGCUGCAAAUUCUUCAAAUCACCAAGAGGAAAAAUCACAGGGAUCUUCUCUAGCCGAGCUUGAUGAGUCGGUGAAGGAUGUGCCAUGGAGAGCAAUUUUCAAGAGCCCAGCUGUAUGGGCUAUGAUUUAUGCCCACUUUUGUGGGAGUUGGGGCCACUAUACCUGUUUGUCAUGGCUCCCUACUUAUUUCAGCGAGGCACUGAACCUAAACUUGACUGAGGCUGCAUGGGUGUCAAUUCUUCCUCCCUUGGCUUCAGUUUUCGUGACUAACCUCGCUGCACAGUUGGCGGACAAGUUGAUUGCUAGUGGAGUUGAAACCACAACGGUACGGAAGUUUUGUCAAACAGUUGGUUUUCUGGCUCCUGCGCUUUGUAUGAUCCCUUCCGCUGUCGAUUUAGGAUUGCCCCCAUGGGAAGUUGUGGGGAUUCUCACUGCUGGCUUGGCCCUCUCAAGCUUUGCCUUGUCUGGACUGUAUUGUACUCACCAAGAUAUUUCCCCUGAAUACGCAAGCAUACUCCUGGGUAUAACCAGUACUUCUGGAGCUGUCCCUGGAAUUGUUGGUGUUGCCUUGACUGGCUACUUGCUAGAUACAACUCAUUCAUGGACUAUAUCGUUAUUUGCACCAUCCAUCUUCUUCUACUUGACCGGCACGAUUGUAUGGUUGGUAUUUGCCAGUAGUAAGCCACAAAAUUUCUCCAGUUGAGGACAUUGAUUGUCUCCUCACGUAUACUUAGUAUAGGUAUAGAAUCGGUCUUUUCUCUGCCACUUUUUUUUGUCUAGAUCACCUGAAGGUUGAGCAAGUGCUCUGUCAGCCAGCAACCAAUAUGUAGUACCAUAUCUUUGCAUCUCAAUGUUGUAUCAUUUGUACAUUCUAUUGAAAAUCUGCAUUGCCACAGACCUUCUUCAGAUUUUGUCAAGGAACUUUCCAUUAUAUUUUCACUUCACUGAAAAUGAAUGUAAAGAAAACAGAUGCUUUAUCCUAUCUCUUAUAAUUUUCUUAAUCAAUCACUCUAGUGGAACCAAAUUUCCAGUUCCCCAAUGCUACUAGCUACCUACCUGCAAGCAGGAAGAAUAUAUGGAAUACGAGCAAACACAAUCGAAAGAGGAGCUACUGAUAUCAGCUCCGAAGAAUUUACAAGGGAAGGCUCGAAGGAAGGUAUGUCCCCAUUCGAAUCUACACUUAAAAUCUUCCCAUUCAGUAGCAUUGUUUGGCUGUGCAAGUCCCCAUCUUUUGCUGUUAGAUGGUACUCCUCUCUCAUCAUUGUUCCAAUCUUCGAAUGACGAGGAAGUCGAAUGAUACUGUAUGACCUGUUAUGCUUGGGCCACUUGCGGUUGUUAAGUCCCUGCUGUGUCAAGGUUCUAUUGACACCUACAUUGACUUCAAAUGCUGUGCUGUUGUCCAGGUUGAUCAGCAGCAGUGUAAACCGUUUCUGAAUACUUCGAGCAGUGAGCAUAUACACGUAGCUUGUUUGACCCAGAGAAGCUCGUUGACAAAGCAUUUCGUCCCAUCAACCGAUGCCAAAGAAGAGCACUGCAGUGAAGAGAUAGAGAAAUACAAAGAGAUUAAGUAUCACCCUAGGAAAUAAAGAGUCCAUAUUUGAGCGCUUCAAGUAGGGGUGUGCCACUGAAUUUUGUCCGAGUCCUAUCCUUAAGACACAAAAGUUAUACCUGUAAUAGUCAGGGUUGGGCACAAAUGUGGCGGUGUUGAGCAGGCCGUAAUUACCACCGAUCAAUGACUGUCUGCAGUAUGUUUUUGUAUCGUGUGAAGCUGCAAGUGCAAGCUGAUCCAGAUACCUGUUAUGACACCAGCAUUAAUUCCCCAGACAUGGAAUCCAUAUCCCAUAUGAAAUGCUCGUAUUGUCACUUACCAAAAGCUAUACACGAACGCAUUGGAGACAUGGUUGCGGCCACUGUUGUAAGCCCCACCAGAUUCGCCAACCCAUGCAGUCGCUGAGCUGCCAGCGCUCCUGAGGAGGCUCUGCAGACCUCUAAACGAUCCAAGCACAUUGUCAAGAACACUCGGGUCUAGAAUCUUCUCCACGAGAUUUGGAUCGACUCCUGGACCAAGAUUGUAAAUGUGGUGGGUGAUGGCGUCCACUGAAUUUCCUGCUUUUGUGAUCAAAGUUCGGAACCAAUUGGCGUCAUAGAAUCCACCUGGUGCCAGAACCAAGGGCUUUGGUUCAAUCCCACUGUAAAUAUUCUCCACAAUGUCAUGCAGGGAGAUCGUAUCAGAAGCAUACUGAUCUGCUGCAACUUUGGUUCCCACUCCGCUUCCACUCAGCUCAUUUCCUGCUC